AUGUUACACGCGAUGCACAUUCAGCUAGGCUAUAAGGUUCAUUUGUCACCAACAUAGUUCUUUACAGUUAAGGACAAGCAUAAGGAUCUGUGGAAAAAACAAGGAAGGCUGUUGGAAUCACUGUCAAGAAGCCCUGCUCGAAGAACCCUCGCUUGAUGCUGAACUGGACAGGUUAUCUAUCGAUGAAAAGUAAACAGCAAUCGAGAUGAUCACUCCUCUGUUUUUGUUUUUCUUAACACUUGGAAUUCAUCCGCAAGUGCAAGCUUGUGGCGGUGAAUACACUGCACUCACUGGUCUCAUACUGUCUCCAUUGUACCCGAGUCAGUACCCGCCUGAUCAGGAUUGUGUUUACAUCAUCAGAGCACCAACAGGAUAUCGGAUAACCUUGACAUUUGACAGCUUUGAUGUGGCAGGUGACUGGAGUAGCUGCAAGCAGGACUAUAUACAGAUUAAAGAUGGCGAGUCAGGGACAUCACCAUUCUUGUCUAUCUACUGCAACACCACAGCGUACCCAAGACGGUCAACAUCAAACACCAUGUGGAUCAGAUUCCAUUCUGACUCUACUCAGUCAGGAGGUGGCUUCCAUGCGAGCUACACUGCAGCCAUAAUUCCCCUAAAGUUUCUCCUUAUUACCGAAUCUAAUCUACCGUGGUAUGUGGGUAUUCGGAACAUCGACAUCGACACGAAUACACUGUUUGAUAUUCCUCUGGAGGGACUAAAGGGCCCUGCUGGUGUUGACUACGACCCGAUGACUGGUCGCGUCUACUGGACAGACAAUGGGGAGCAGACCAUCCGAGCAUCGAACCUUAACGGCAGUGAUGCUCGGCUUGUUCGCUAUUUAGGAUUGGCCUCUGUGCCAGACGGCCUGUGUGUAGACGCACUGUCCAGGCUCAUCUUCUACACAGACGCAGGCAAUAAAGUCAUCGGCAUGAUCACCAUGUACAGCAACACUCAUCGAAUAGUCAUCAACUCCUCACUUGACAUGCCGAAAGACAUUGAGCUUGACAAACGCAAUGGUGUAAUAUACUGGAGCGACCGUGGCGCCACACCUACCAUAGAGCGAGCCAACUAUGACGGUACAGGACGUCAGACUCUGGUCUCAGGGGGCGAGUAUCUCAAACAACCAAACGCCAUCGCUCUCGACACAGUCGAAGGCAGACUGUACUGGGCAGAUGGUGGCACACAGAAGGUAGGCUGGGUGGACCUGGAAGGGAGGAAAACUUCGGUGAUUCUACCACAACCAGGAUUAGUGUAUCACGGCAUGGACCUCUAUCUCAAUGACUUCUUUGUGACGGACUGGAGCUUUCUAAAUCUCAAUAAGACGAUAAAAACACGCAUAGUUCGCUAUGGGAAGGACGGCAGUAAUGGAAGAAGCAUUUUCGGCCAACCCUCGAAAUUAAAUGACAUCCGUGUCUACGCUGAGGAAAUAGAAGAUAAAGGGCCCAACGGAUGUGGAAGCAACAACGGUGGUUGUAGUUACAUCUGUGUACCCACACCUGGCAACAGAAGUAAAUGUCUCACUGAGGACGGAGGAUCUACAAAAAGUGAAAGUCCAGCUACUGAAAGCUCAACAAAAGCAAGUGAUCUGGUCACACCGAGUUCUACAAGUGAUCCAUGCAUACUAGCAGCAGAGUCUGUGAGCACAAGCACCAAGAUCAUCAUUGCUGUCUGUGUUGUGCCCCCUGUCGUAGGAAUUGCUGUCAUCAUCGCACUCUUCGUUUUUUGGAAACUAAGUUGUCAAAACAAUAGCCAAGAACAUGGGGAUUCCACGCAGAGAAGCAACACACCUGAUGUCCAACUGGAGUCACUGACAGCAACACCAUAUAAUAAUCCAAGUGUUAAUAAUCAACACAAUGACCAGAGCUCUCAAGCCGGUUACAGAGAGGGCAACUCUAAUGACACAGGUGACACAAGCUUCGAUCAAAGUGUAAGAAAUGGGUCCGCUCUUUACCUGACACCGACUGGCCUUAGAAAUGGGUCCGCUCUUUACCUUACACCGAUGGGCCUUACAGGUGAAACAAGGGUCAAACAAGGUUUGAUAAUAGAAAAUGGGUCCAUUCCUACACAGGAGGGUGAUAAUUCCCACUCCAAUAGUCAAGAACAUGACAAUUCUGCAAUGCCUUACAGGAGCAGACACAGCAGAGCCAUAUGUCUAGCAAGCUCACAACAAGACUGUUGUCUUUUCACUUGAGGACUAUAAAAUGUAUCAGUUGGUAUAGUUAUGUCCUAAGUCAUGUGUGAUAAAGACUUUUCUGGCUCCAAUGAACAGCAAAACAUUUACUAUAGACCGAACCGCAACGCGGAGCAAUCGUUGAGAGCAUCGUAAGGGGAGGGUAGCACGAAAGUGAGGUUGGGACUAUUACGACUGUUAUCUCCCCUAUCGAAAAUAAAACUGAUAGAGGCGUCUCUCACCUUUCAUCUCGUUUGAUGUAAACUCAGUUUGAAAUAGACAACAAUAUGACCGCCAGCCUACGAUAGCUUUACCAGAUAUAUUCAUAACCCUAAGCCAGUUCUCGUUCGAAUUUUGCGAGCUGUAGAAAUGAAGAAUUUUUGAAAGUUCUAGAAGAAUGGUAACUAGAAUUUUCUGCUAAUCUGAGAGAAACGGAAGAAGUUCUAACGCGAUGGUAGAAUGGUGAAUUAGUCUGAUAUUUAAGCACAAAGGAUCUUACAGUUGCCCAGCUAAGUAUCGAUAAAUUAUUAUCCUUAGUUGUAUUGGUAAACUGUUUACAUCCUACUUAAAUACAAGUAGAUAAUUAUAAAUAGUGAUAAUAAACUUAUGAAUAAGUUGGAUUUAAGGCUGGAAACGUAACCCUCGUUAUUUACACAGUAUAAUAAAUUUCUUAAACAGCAAACAUCAAACCAGAAGUUGUGUAGCCUCAUCAUAGGCGAAGGUCACAUGCAUGGCUAGGGUGUAAUUUUUAAAACAAAUUAAUUAGCCACGAAUUUACCGUAAGAAGUCAAGAUAAUAAUAGCUAACAAAUAAACCAUUAUGACGAUUAUUCUUGGUUUUAGGACAGGAAGCCACAUAUGAAUGCUGAUGGAGAGGUAAAUCAGUCAUUCACAGGAUGUUUCAAGAAAAAGUAACAUGCUAUACUUUAUUCCUUGUUACCCCUCGAGGAGCAUAGGGAAGCAGAGACACCUCAUCAACGGACUCGGUUUUGAACCCGUGUGGUUCCCACUCCCUUUACCUCACUCUCUACUGUUCUUUUCCCAACUCUCCUCUUCUCCUGAGGGUUCCAGUUAGUCCCUUCUUGGCAAUAGUGUCACCUGGUCUGUACAGGGUGUGUCCUAUCCAGCCCCAAUUUGAGCUUUUUGACGACCACCGUUGAAUAAAGAUUCAGGAAGGGUGCCGGUGCCAGUGGAAACUUUGUGUCAUUUUCAAGUAGAGGCUUUCUGGGGAAAUAUCUUUUUAUAUUUGCUUUGUGUUUUCUUUUUAAUCAAAUUAUAUUUAUUUAUUUAAAA
Molecule: messenger RNA, 3462 nt
Organism: Pomacea canaliculata
Lineage: Eukaryota; Metazoa; Mollusca; Gastropoda; Architaenioglossa; Ampullariidae
Product: low-density lipoprotein receptor-related protein 4-like
Exons: 17
Coding region: 206-2191 (661 amino acids)
Source: RefSeq, a predicted model, not a curated record